AUGGACCGGCCUCCUCCAAAGCAUUCUUGGAGCGACUCCAAUCCAAGGCAUACAUACGAGGAACAGCUCAACAACAACCUGGGUGCAUUCAAGUAUGCACAUGUUAUUGAUCCCUUGGUCGUGCCUGUCAUGCACUCUCCCGUGUGUCCUCAUCAUCCGCCUGCUCUCUGUUACUACUGCUUCUCCCUUGCUUGCACCUCCUGCUUAGCCUGCUCCACUGGAUUGGCCUUUCCAGAAUUUUGUACUGAAUCAUGGCUGUGA
Molecule: messenger RNA, 261 nt
Organism: Closterium sp. Naga37s-1
Lineage: Eukaryota; Viridiplantae; Streptophyta; Zygnematophyceae; Desmidiales; Closteriaceae
Source: the annotation of a GenBank genome assembly